AUGACAAUUUCAAAAAUAGGUGGUAGAGCUGGACGGUUCAAAGAUCUUGAUGCCAAGCUUGAUGUUGCCAUUAUUAGUGAUGUAGAUGUACCUCCUCAGGAUGAUAUCGAAGUUCCUUCUCAGGAUGAUAUCGAAGUUCCUUCUCAGGUUGAUACGAAGGUUCUUAUUGUAGCUGAUAUAGUGGUUCCUGUUAUAGCUGAUAAGGAGGUGGCGACUCAAACUGAUACAAACCAGUGUUUACACAUAUUUGGAGGGUUCCAUGGAGGGCCCAAUGACCCUACCUUACUCACUGGGUAA
This is a messenger RNA of Vicia faba (fava bean), 297 nucleotides long. The record is from the annotation of a GenBank genome assembly. Lineage: Eukaryota; Viridiplantae; Streptophyta; Magnoliopsida; Fabales; Fabaceae.